Molecule: messenger RNA, 9651 nt
Organism: Melanotaenia boesemani (Boeseman's rainbowfish)
Lineage: Eukaryota; Metazoa; Chordata; Actinopteri; Atheriniformes; Melanotaeniidae
Product: immunoglobulin superfamily member 10-like
Exons: 11
Coding region: 42-8111 (2689 amino acids)
Cellular component (GO): extracellular region
Molecular function (GO): protein binding
Source: RefSeq, a predicted model, not a curated record
GGCAGUAAAAAUCUGUUUAGCUUUUCCUCCACUGGGUGAAGAUGUUUCGGAGUGUGUGUGUGCCAGUGGCAUUGCUGACACUCCUGAUUCUCACAUCUGAGGUGUCCAGGGGCCAGUCUUGUCCAAGGAGCUGUAACUGCUAUCAGGCCAAUGAAGUCCAUUGUACCUUCCGUUCACUUCUCACCAUACCUCCUGGUCUGCCUGCACACACACGCCGCAUAAACUUAGGGUUCAACAGCAUCAGCAGGCUUCCUAACAGGUCUCUGGCAGGGCUGAGGAAGGUAGAGCUUCUAAUGCUUCACAGCAAUGACAUCCAUCAUCUUCCAGAUGAGGUGUUCAGAGAUAUGAAAUCUCUGCAGAUACUAAAGUUAAGCUAUAACAAGCUGAAAGAGAUCUCCUCAUCUCUGACCUUCUCUGGUCUGACUUCACUGCUUCGCCUGUACUUGGAUCACAACCUCCUCCAGCACAUCCACCCCCGGGCCCUGCUCCAGCUGCCUAGCCUCAGGCUGCUUCGUCUGCAAGGGAACAGGCUGCAUCAGCUGCACCCUCACACCCUGUGCACGUUGUCCCUCCUGAAUACAUAUUACUUUUCUACACUGAGACACUUAGACCUCUCCAACAAUAGUCUCACCACUCUUCCCAAAGACAGUCUAGCAACAGCACCUCUUUUGGAGACUCUCUUGCUGCAGGCUAAUCCCUGGAGUUGUGACUGUCGGAUGAAUUGGUUUCUCACUUGGAGUCUGUCUCACCCAGGCUUAAUGAAAUGCCCCGGCGGUCCUCAGUGUCCAGUUUGUGCCUCGCCUACUUCACUUCAAGGGCAGGGCUUGGUUGACCAGACAGCGUUAUUGUGCACUUCAGCUACCAUCUGCUCCCCAGGCAAAGAGACACCUUUGGAGACUGACCUCAGUGAAAUCCAAUCAAGUGAGACCUUCAGAGAGCCUUUAGGCAGCCUCUCUUUGGGGCUAUCUGACCAGCAAGGGAACAGUGUUGAUCUGAGCUGCAACAUAACUCACUCUACUGACUCCCAGGAUAUUGCUCCUCCACCAGAUCUCUCCCGGACCUCCUCCUCUCCUCUUCCCCUUGCUCUGUCACUCUACUUGGAAUGCCCUAUAGAGGGAAGGAGAUAUGAAACAUUGUGGAGGAUUCUGGCUUACUACAGUGAGACUGCAGCUCGCCUCCAAAGGGAGAUUAUGUUGAGCAAAGCCCCAACAUUGGCCUACCGCUACAGGCAAUCUGCAGAGACAGAUGGAUAUUAUCACACUGGAGUCAAAGCAUCUGUUAAAGCCAGACCACAAUGGCUACUACAACCAGCCAUUAGCAUUCAGCUAAACAGAGUGCAGUCUAGCAGUCAUAAAGUUCAACUUAUAUACUCAACAAGAGUUUCUGCUCAUCCUGAUCCUACCGCUCAUCUUUCAGCAACUUUCCCUGCUUCUCACCCAUGGGUGCUGAUUUCAACAAAUCAUACUUACACAGCACUAGCAGCAGUAGCAGGCAGUAAGGUAGAACUAUCUUGCCCUGUUCUUAGUUCUGGCAACUUCAAAGUACGAUGGAUUCUCCCAGAUGGAUCCAAGCUCAUCUCCCCCUCUAGCAGUUUAGAUGGAAGGCUUCAGGCUUCAGCCUUGGGAUUACUUCUACAAAAAGUACAAUUCUCUGAAGCUGGGAUUUACUACUGCGUCGCUCAGGCCGGAAGGGAUAUAGACGUUCUCCCCCUGCGCCUUGUGGUGGAGGAGUCCUCUGUUCCACACACAGGCGAGCUGGUUGGUCCAACUGUCACUGGAGCAGUUCGGGAAACUAUCAGUAUGUCCUGCAAAGUAUCUGGUUCACCAGAACCUUAUAUGAGUUGGAUUUUGCCGGAUGGAAAUGUAGUAAGAUGGGGGUUGGCUGUAUCAGGUGGAGUAAUGAUGCAGUCAAAUGGUAGCCUCUCUAUACUUAACCCUUCUCUGAGGGAUAUGGGUCAUUACCGCUGCAUUGCCAUCAACCAGUAUGGUAGUGACUCUAUGUCCAUGCAGCUAAAUUUAAAUUCACAACAUAUUUCUCCACUUGAGACUUCCUUUCCCAAUGGACCACAGUCAGCUUCCGGAAGGUCAACUAAAAUACGAGCCCCAUUAUUCAGUCAAGUGGAUGAGGGGUCAGGAGAUGAAGAGGAACAAAAAGAGCAGAGAACUUCUUUAGGCAACAGAAGAUUUCCAAAGCCUCUCCAACCACACCCAAACAGAUGGAAUCAAACUGGAAAACAUAGUCCUCAGAGAGAAGGCUCUUUGAAGAGGGGUGGAAGGCCAGUUUCAUUUGCUGACCAGCAAAGAGGUCGCUUUCAGAAUAGACACAGAGUUACUGGAAAUAAACAUAGAAUUGACCCUAAGAAAUGGGCUGACCUCUUGGCUAAGAUUCGCCAAAAGACUGCUAACACCACUGACACUCAAUUCAGCCCAACAGAAAACCCCACAACUGAACCUAUUCAAGGAACCAGAAAUAAAGACACGAGCGAACAUAAAGAAAGUGAUGGUACCAACAGAGCUCAGGAAGCAGGAGUAGGUGUUGAAACUGAGGGUUCAUCACUGGAUGAUUCUGUUCUAGAAGAACGCCCACAGCCCACUCAGACUGCCUAUAUAGACACACAAAGAAAAACAGAAGCAACAACAGACUCAAUGGUCUUGAGUGGCAAUGAGAGGUCAAAAGAAAAAGAAACUGACACUGAGACAGAGAUGCAUAUACAGACAGAGAAUACAGGCCCACAAACAGCAACACCAGUGACACAGAAAGAAACAGUCACAUCUAAUCAAAUGUCAGGAACAAAUGAAAUUCUUCAAGAACCAAGUGAGGAUAAUAAGCGAGGUACAAACCCCAACCCAGGUAGAACAAGGCCUCAAAAUCCUCGACAAGAAUUCUUUCCCAAUUUGGUCCCAGAUUCCCAGCCUCAAAGCCCCUGGUACUCACGCAGGAAGAUUGGCCAGCGAAGACGAAUCAACAGGCCCAGGGUCCGACCAGUGACCCCACCUCAGCCUCUGCCUGAACCUAUGAACCCAGGUUCUCAAACCAUACCACCUGACUUUACAGUUUCAACAUCUACACAUCCAGCUAUUUUGCUGAAAACAAAUAAUCGUAUCAUAACCACUCCAAAUAGUGUGGCUCUGAAUCCUCUGAGUCCCCCUGUUUCUGAUGCUCCUGAUAUGUCCACUUUAAAUUCGUCCUCAUCUUCGCUGACUCCCUCCCCCACCCACGCAGACACAUACACAGACGUGAUGACUCACUCAGUAAAGAUACCACAAACAGAGGAGUCCAUUUUUAAAAUCACACCAGCAAACACUCGUUCUAAUACUGUGAUUUCAGAAGCACGAGUGCCAGGCACACAUGAUAGGACACAUGGCACACAGAUGCACACAGAAACACAAACAACCUCAGGCAAACAUCCUCAGAGACCACCAAGCAAACAUCAAGAAGAGUUAGACAGGAAUGUCAUGGGUGAGUCCCUCUUUUCAACCACUCAGUCUUUCAUUGUUUCCACGGUCCCCAGUGCACCUUCAGCCAGCACCGCUGCUGCAAAAAUCAUAACAUCUCCUUCAGCUGCUCCCAAGAGAGUUAGCUAUGCUGGCAGCACUGAAAAUACAUCAGCCUUUAUGACCAGUGAGGACACAUUUCCUACAGCUACUACAAUAAGCCCCACUAUGUCUUCUUUAACCACAACUGUCAAUCCAACAUCCACUACUACCAAAUAUACUUCAGUUCCUCCCACCUCGACCACCACCACUACUACUACAACUUCUAUUAUUACCACCGCAACACCUACUAUUUCCCCUACUACAUCUACAACUGGGACUUCUACAACUACAAUUAACUUUAGUACAAUGGAUACCAGCUCUAUUACAAAUAGUGCCAAACUCUCAAUCACUAAUUUUCCCAGAACAUCUGCUAUAUUACAAACUACUAUAAGCAUGACUCCUCCAGCUACUACACUUCGUACUCCUUCUAGCACUACUGUAACGACAGCACCAACAAGUACCAAAGCUUCAUCCAGAGACAUGUCCACCACUGGCCAGCAAGUGAAGCUAAUUUCUGGAACUCCAAACCAGAUCCAAACCCCGACUGACUGGAAAAACUCUGGAGUUAACUCUAUUCCAGAUUCACACAGCAGCCGACCCCACCAGCCUUCGGACUCCUCCCUCCUUGUUGCUCCGAGGACUCCAGUUUUGAGAUCUAGACCAAGGAUUGCAGACCCACAUAUCAGAGCAGUGUCAUUUCCAGCAGAGAGCACUGCCAGGCUGGAAUGUGAAGCUCAAGGAGAACCAAAACCCUCCAUCACAUGGACUAAGGUUGCUACAGGAGCUGUGAUGUCAAUCCAUUCCUCUCAGCGUUUUAAAGUCUUGCCAAAUGGCACUCUUGUAAUUCAGAAUGUUCAGCUGCAGGACAGAGGCACUUACAUCUGCAUUGCAAACAGCUUCCUGGGACGUGACAGGCUGGUAACAACCUUGGAGGUCUGGACCCGCCCCCCUCGUAUGCAGCUGGCUAGUUACAGGGAAGUCACCAUUCAUCAAGGUGGGGAAGUUCACCUGGAGUGUCAAGCAGAUGGUGUUCCCAACCCUUUGUUGUCUUGGGUUUUGCCUGAUCAUUCUACGCUAACCUCUCCUGGGACCUCCUCCAGUCGAAUCAGCAUGGACACAAAUGGAACCCUUCAUAUCUCAGUGACUUUACCCAGUGACCGAGGAGUGUAUCGCUGUGUGGCCUCCAACUCAGCUGGUGCUGCCAGUUCCUCUGUGAGUGUUCACGUGUCCUCAUUGCCCCCCGUGAUGCAGCAACCCAGAGAGGAACACCUGCUCUUGUCUCCAGGGAGGCCUGUUUAUGCUCACUGCUCUGCUCGAGGUGCCCCACCACCAACUCUGCGCUGGCGAAUCCCAGAUGGGACCCUUAUUCGCCCAUCUCAGUUUCUCCAUGGCAACCUCUUUGUCUUGCCCAAUGGGACGCUGCAUAUUCGCAGGGUUGGGCCAAAGGAUUCAGGAAGAUAUGAGUGCACAGCAAUCAAUACAGUGGGGACUGAUAAGAGGACAGUGAGGGUGGAAGUUGAUGGGGGAGCUGAAAUAGAAAGACAACAUGAAGAAGAAAAAGAUAAAGAGGCAAAAAAUCUGGAUCUGGAAAAACCCUCUCAUUCAUCAUUUCUCACUAAAGACCAGACAUCAGAAAUCCCUAGCAUCCCCUCAGAUACACAGACCCCAAACCCUUCUCAGUUGUCCUUUAACUCAUCUCCUACAAUCAAUAAAGCAGUCACUGCCUCGCCCACAUUCUUUACCAACAUCAGGAACAUAAAUCCCUCUUCUAUUUUCUCACCUUCCCCUGUGUCAACAAAUAAAACCAAAGUCUCACUGAGUAUAAACAACACCAGAGUUGCUUCCUCUCUCCCUGCUGACAGAAAAGUCUCACCUAUUUUGCAGCCACUGCCUAUGUCCCCUUUCACAAACGCACAUAUUAUCUCUACAUCACCCAUUACUUCUAAUGUACAUUAUGGGGGGAUUUUGCAGCUUAACUGCUCUGUAACUGGCAACCCAAGCCCCAUCAUUAUCUGGAGGACCCCUAACAGGAAACUAGUGGACAUGCACUACAGUUUCGACAGACGCAUGACGGUGCAUCCUAAUGGCACCCUGUCAGUCCAGGCAGUAACAGAGAAGGAUGGUGGAGACUACCUAUGCAUUGCACGCAACAAGGUCUCAGAUGAUUUUCGUCGUCUGCAUGUAACUGUGGCCACGAAACCUGCCAAGAUCGAGCCAAAGCAGCCAAUCAAUCACAUGGUGUCAUUUGGUAAAUCACUGAAGGUGGACUGCCAGGCAACUGGACAGCCUGACCCAGCGGUCCGUUGGAGCCUACCAGAUGGAACCAUGGUGAACAGUGUGUUGCAUGGGGAGGACAGAGGGGUGCGAGCACGACGUCUUACUGUGUUUGACAAUGGAACGUUACUGGUUCCAGCUGUGAGUGUGGAAGAAGAAGGCGAGUAUACUUGUUAUGCUGAGAAUCGAGGAGGUCAAGAUACUAUGAAGGUCAAAGUAAAGGUUAUGAUGACAUCUCCACCAACCUUCACUGAUGACAGAAGCCACCAUGUUAUCAGAGUACGUGAGGGACAAACUGCCACCAUUCCUUGCAAGGCUGCUGGAGACCCUUCACCAACAGUGACGUGGUUCUCCCCUGCACGUCGUGUCAUCCCACAGAGUUUGGGAUCUAGUUAUUAUUCUGAGCGGGUUGUUGUAGUCUCAGGUAGAACGCUUGAGGUCCGUUCAGCCCAAAAAAUUGACACUGGAAACUAUACGUGCCAAGCAAGAAAUUCAGCCGGGGAGAGGAGCAUGGUAGUGAGAUUAGAGGUGGAGGCCUCAACACUUGGAACUAGUGGCCAUGUGGGAGGAGGUAGACGUUGGAGUAAUAACAAUGAUCGUGGCAGCAGUCAUGGAAUUAGAUCAGGAGGCUUUAGUACUGGGACUGCCAGGUAUGGUUUCACGCAUGGAUACACAAGCAAACUGAGCAGCAAUAACAGCAGCAGCAAUAGUUAUAUUGAUAGUAGUGGUAGAACAAAAAAUGUAGUAUCAAAUUCAGAUGUUAACCUAACUAAUGGUGGAUUUAUACCUGCCUUGAGAAAUGAGAGUCAAAAUGGGUUUAAAAGGCCUGUGAAUGCAAUUACAACGCAACCAGGUCCCAGUGGAAUCAAUUUGGGGUUGAACAGGGCACAGAAUAUUGGUAUGACAGCAGAUAGUACUAAAAUAAAUGUAAUUGGACCUGGGUUUACAAGUAGUGACAAAAGUUUAGGUAACAAUCACAGCACAAAUAAAAGCAAUAGUGGUGAAAGAAAUCCAGGGCCUAAUAACAACGAAGUUAUUGCAGGUAGGAUAGGUAAUGAUGCUGAUACUAGCAGAGACAACAGCAGGUUAAGUGAUAUCUCAAGAAAUGUUGGAAGUCAUAGUAGAAGUUGGUCAAAUAACAGAGCUGAUACAAGCACACUGAGGGGAAAUGGUUUCAGUAGGGAUGGUAAUUUAGGAAGUGCCAGUGACACUAGAAAAAAAAGUAGUGCUUUAAGUGACGAUGUUAACACAGCUGCAGGUAUGGUAACAACAGUGAAGCAGCGAGCAGUUCAAGGCCAGACUGUUCUUUUGCCAUGCCCGUCCAAAGGCUCCCCCCCAUCUCGUCUGGCCUGGCUCCUGCCUGGAAAUGGCAUGCUACCAGCUCCUUACUAUGGCAGCAGACUCACUGUGCACCGAAAUGGGUCAUUGGAGCUGCGGGGUGCACGAGCAAGUGAUAGUGGGAUUUUGGUUUGUGUAGUAAAACGUGAAAGAGGUGAGACAGUUAUUCGGGUGGAUUUGGAGGUGUCAGAGCAACCAGAAGAAUCCAGAUCUCUACAAAGACAACCAUUGAAGGAAAGACAUGAUGCAAAAAGUUUGAAUCCAGUGCAGUUCUCACCUUUAAGACCACAACAACCUUUACUGCACCUGCAGAGGAGCCUGAAUUCACCUGCUACACCUCGGCCACUGAACUCUCCACCAUCUGCUGGUCCUGCCUCUGAGCCCACAGUGAACAUCAGAAUAGCUCCUCUGUUCAGCAUCAUUAAUGGAGAGACCUUUCGCUUACCUUGCCUUGCUUCUCAAACCCAGGGAUCUCUGUCAUGGACUCUACCCAGUGGCAAAGUGCUGUUCAAGGGUGAGAUCCAUGACUCAGGCCAUUAUAUAGUGCAUGAAGAUGGAACACUAAUAGUGAAACAUGCCUCUGUGUUCGACCGAGGCAGCUACACUUGUAGAUCCUCCACUCUUGACUCAGUCUCAGUUGUUACAGUUCCUGUCAUUGUCAUUGCCUACCCUCCACGCAUCACAACAGGCCCCUCUCCUCUGACCUACACUCGCAGUGGGGUUGCUGUGGAACUUCCCUGCCUGACCAUAGCAACACCCCGGGCUACAGUUGUCUGGGAAACACCUGAGCUAACACAGCUGAGGGUGAUGGGUCAGCCUCGUAUUUAUGGCAACCGCUACCUAAGUCCCCAGGGUUCAUUGGUGAUACAGAACCCGACACAGAGGGAUACAGGAUAUUACAGAUGCACUGCCAAAAAUGUAAUUGGAGUGGACAGCAAGGCAACCUAUCUGCAUGUUAUUUAAAAUCAUAAAGCAAAACCACAACACUUACCCAUUCAAACAUGCAGCAGGGACACAGAGACCCCACCAGUUUGUUGUGUUGAAUGACUUCUUCCCUCAUGCCCAAAGGAACUGCAAAGGUCUGUGCCCGAGAUACUGCUGAAUCUCACACAGGACACUUCUAAUAUAAAUGUCCCAUUUAUGUAUCUCUAAUGUAUUGUAUUGUUGUCCAUAAUGUAUAUUUUAUACCUGAAGCUCAGAAUUUCCCAGCAAAGAGUGGUGUGCAUUUUCUCUGCAUUUACAAGUAAUUUGUAUUUAAAGAAAACUGUUCGCAGGAACACAUCCAAACAAAUGUUUGUGCCUUACUGUCUGUCUCAUUGGUUUGAAUCCCACUUGGAAAUUUUGCCCAUUCUAUUAUUGCGUAACAAAACAAAACAAAACAAAAAAAAAAAAAAAUCUAAAUUUAUACCCACCAUUCUUUUUAAGUAAACCAUGCUUUGGUUCCCCACUUCAUGCAAAAGUAAGUUUCAAAAUGCUCAAUGCAAAAAUAUAACAUCUGUUUCACUAUGUAUAUGUGCAAAGGCUGAAGCUUUUAAGAUUUUACCCUCAUUUGAAUGAUUAAAUGGUCAUUUCUUUUUGCACAGUUUCAGACUUGGUGAAUGCUCUGCUCAGUAAUAUAAAACCUAAUUAAGAGAGCUGCUUUCAUUACUUUACAUGACAGUUUUCUUGUAAAAACCAAUACUAAACUGCAAGUUAUACAGACUCUGUGCAGCAUCAAAUAAUGAGGAUGUUUUACUUCUCAUCUUUCUGCAGUGACAUUUGAGUUAAAUUUAAUGUUAAAUCAUAUAGUUUUAUUGAUCUGAUGUGAAUAGAAAAAUUAGUUUUUUUCAGAUUUUGAGGUUUGUGAGGGUUUAAAUUAUUGUGGUCCUGAUGUAGCAAACAGUAAGUCGGGCCUAGGAGAAUAAAUAGUUCCCUGCAGUCUUAAUAAAUGCAGACUUAUUAGGCCCAAGCACCGAAGGCCUAUUAAAAUGCUAGUUUGUGUUCUACUUGUUACACGUAUUAACACACAGAAUCCUUUAUAGAUAUACUGAUGAGGGACUUUAAAUCUAUACUAAAACUUCUUUAGGAGAUUGAACAUUUUUGUUAUCUUGUGAAUAAUGUUGCUAAACAUUGCAUCAGUGUGUUCUCACAGCUUUAAUGGGACAUCAUGACAUUUUGGAAAAAGUGUUAAUGUAAGCACAACAAUGACCCAGUCUUUGAAGACAUAAUAUUACUUAAGAUUUAAGAUUAUUUCGAUUAACGAUUGUGUAAAUGUUUGGGGUUUAAAAGCUAUGUUUGUGCACAAAGCCAGCAGUUCACAUCUCCUUGAUUUGGUCUUUAAUGUUUUCAUUGUCGCCUUAAAUUAUUUGUCUUGUAAAGACUCAGUCUUUCAUCUGUCUGAAGGGAGAAGUUAUUGUUAUACUGUCAUAAUGUUUGAUGUUUCAAAAGCCAAUGAUGAAUGCUCGCUUUAUUUUUUCACAAAUUCCUUUUAUAAAUAAAAAUUAAAGAGAAAUUGUUCACUGGA